Messenger RNA from Camelus dromedarius (Arabian camel), 4255 nucleotides. RefSeq names its product prostaglandin F receptor (gene PTGFR). Gene Ontology annotation, cellular component: plasma membrane. The transcript has 3 exons. NCBI's taxonomy places the organism in Eukaryota, Metazoa, Chordata, Mammalia, Artiodactyla, Camelidae. Gene Ontology annotation, molecular function: prostaglandin F receptor activity. Gene Ontology annotation, biological process: adenylate cyclase-activating G protein-coupled receptor signaling pathway; inflammatory response; positive regulation of cytosolic calcium ion concentration. The record is from RefSeq and is a predicted model, not a curated record. Bases 296 to 1396 code for a protein of 366 amino acids.
CCGAGCGCGCCGGGCAGGUUCCGUGCGGGCAGAGCGCGCGGGGGGAAGCGCCGCUAGACUGAACUCCAUCCAGCCGGAGCCGGAGCCGGAGCCGGAGCAAGAGCGCGGCGCUGCGCCGGCGGGACCUGCGGCGGCGGAGGAGCGAAGCUGGGGCGGGAUGGCCCACGGCCCGGCGCGCUCUUCUGCUCCGCCGAGAGCCCUGCCCGCGGCCCGGGAUCACAAGAUCUCUGGACUGCAAGCCUGCACUGUCUUGAGAGGGAGAUGACUUGAGUGGACGGCUUUUAUCUCCACAACAAUGUCCAUGAACAAUUCCAAACAGCCAGUGUCUCCUGCAGCUGGGCUCCUGUCAAAUACGACUUGCCAGACAGAAAAAGGGACUUCAAUAUCUUUUUCAAUAAUCUUCAUGACAGUGGGAAUAUUAUCAAACAGCCUUGCCAUCGCGAUUCUCAUGAAGGCAUACCAGAGAUUUAGACAGAAAUACAAGGCAUCGUUUUUGCUUUUGGCUAGUGCUCUGGUAAUCACAGAUUUUUUUGGCCACCUCAUCAAUGGAGCUAUAGCAGUCUUUGUAUAUGCUUCUGAUAAAGACUGGAUCCACUUUGACCAAUCAAACGUCCUUUGCAGUAUUUUUGGUAUCUGCCUGGUAUUUUCUGGUCUGUGCCCACUUUUUCUAGGCAGUGUGAUGGCCAUUGAGCGAUGUAUUGGUGUCACCAAACCAAUAUUUCACUCUACGAAACUUACAUCCAAACAUGUUAAAAUGAUGUUGAGUGGCGUGUGCUUUUUUGCCGUUUUCAUCGCUUUGCUACCCAUCCUUGGGCAUCGUGACUAUAAAAUUCAGGCGUCAAGGACGUGGUGUUUCUACAAAACAGAGCACAUCAAAGACUGGGAAGAUAGGUUUUAUCUUCUACUCUUUUCUUUUCUGGGGCUCCUAGCCCUUGGUAUUUCACUCUUGUGCAAUGCCAUCACAGGCAUUUCACUUUUAAGAGUUACAUUUAAAAGUCAGCAGCACAGACAAGGCAAGUCUCAUCACUUUGAAAUGGUCAUCCAGCUCCUCGCUAUCAUGUGUGUCUCCUGUGUUUGCUGGAGUCCGUUUCUGAUGACAAUGGCCAACAUUGGAAUAAACGGAAAUGGUUUUCAGCAGGCCUGUGAAGCAAUCCUUUUUACUCUUCGAAUGGCAACGUGGAAUCAAAUCUUAGAUCCCUGGGUGUAUAUUCUUCUGCGGAAGGCUGUCCUCAAGAACCUCUACAAGCUCGCCAGGCGCUGCUGUGGGGUGAACGUCAUCAGCCUGCAUGUUUGGGAGCUUAGCUCCAUUAAAAAUUCCCUGAAGGUUGCUGCUGUUUCUGAGUCUCCCAUCGCAGAGAAAGGAGCUCAGCAAGUGCCCGGUUCAGUGGGACAAUAAGUCAGCAUGGAUCUAGGACAGAGUUAGGAACAGUUUUGGCAGUAUCUCAGUUAAUUAUAUAAAUAUGUAAAGCCCAACUGGAAAAAUCAGCCCUCAACAGGCAGUUGGGGGGCACGUUUGUCAGAUUUGGCUUUUGACAUUUGUUCAAUUAACUGUAUAGUUGCACAUCUUUCCAUGUUUUUGUCAACUGUAAAUGUGAUGAAUAAUGCCAUGGGAGUCAAACUGAAAGCAAUAUUGGGCUUAUCUGUGGUGUUGAUACUUUUGGAGUGAGUGACUCUCUGGAACCCUGUAGCAUGUACGUGGCCUGUUUGCCAAGUCACAUCACAGGGAUUCACUGUGGCUUCUUAUAAUGACCUCAAUAUACGUGAGGUGUGGCUGUCAGCUUGCCUGACCUUGGAAGCCUGGUUAGAAUAAGCCCAUUCUUGUCAUAUUUGACAGAUCUGACUGCCUUCACUUAUUAUUAUGAAGGUCAAUUGCUGUUUGAAGAUAUUCUUUUUGUCAUAGAUUUGUGCAGUUUCCUAGUCACCACCCUUGCCUCUGAAAAUUCUAGUGCAUAGUCAAUAAUUUUUAGAGAAACAAAGGAUCUGUCAGCACGUGUAUAGGUGACUUGCAUUACAUGAUGGUUCCUGAGAAGCUCUGCUGUAGAUGAUGCAAACAAGCAGGACUUAUGUCCCAAGUGACAGGUGCGUAGAAUGUUGGCAAAGGCGCUGUACCUUGAGCUGUCAUUUCUGUGUCAGAGAGCAAAAGAAACACAACCUCUAGAGUAUGAUAUUCAAAGACUACCAUGCAGCUAGUGUGUUUCUGCUUUCCACUUACACACACACACACACACACACACAGAGUAUAUGAGAAAUUUCAGUUGAAAGAGGUCUCAUUAAAUCUGUAAGAUGGCAUCUUCUAAAAAGCCUAGACUACAAGUGUCAAGGGGAGAGCUGGCAAUUAGCCAGGCAUUUGGAGACCCUGAUAAUGGGGAACCAAGAGAUCAAGGGAUACAGUUCUCUCCCCAUUUCCCCAUACUACUUUAAACGUUUUCUUUGCUUGUUUGUAUAAUUUAACCCAAAGAGUUUUCAUAAUCAUCCCAAAUGUCCUGAGUCUAUCAGAGCAUAGGGUAGCUAGUUCUGCCUUAUAGUAGUGAAAUUGCAUUUCUGUAAAAAAGAGUUCUUUGCCUUUGUUAACUGGUGUCUUUAAAAAUUACUCUUACCCUGGAGACUGAUGGUAGAUCCUCUAGGAAAUCUGUGCAGUUCAAUUAGGCUUAAAUUAGUAUUUUCACAAAUUUUUGCUUUUGACUGGUAAUUUACAUCGGAUGUCUUUGUUAACUUUGGUGAAUUUUGAUAAAUUCUUAGGAAUAAAUGAAAAGAAACUCAGCAAAUAGCCUCACUGAAGAUUUAAAGACAACUAUUAUUUUCUAGUGAAUUUAAAGUAGGGCAACAGACAUAUCCACACACUGGCAUGGGAUAUUCUUUGUGUAUGACCGGUGAAUGAUUAAUCACACACAUUUAGACCAUUCUCAUGUAUAGAGCACAUAGUAGAUGCUCGAUAGUUGCAAAAUUGAAUCACUGGCAAGAAUUUCUUGGUGCAAAAUGAGCAUGGAUGUGCAAAAAAGUUUUUGUACAUUUUUAAUUUAAACUGACAAUUACAUAUUGGGUUAUUUUGAGGUACAUGUAUAUUACCAGUGUAUAUGCUUUUAAAAAAGCCACUGCAAUUCGUGAUUGCUGUUAUAUUACAUAAAGGUUCUCAUGUGUUUUAGGAACACUUAAAGUCUAAAAGAACUUUCAGGUGGUUUAGAGGAGAUAUUUAUUUCCCAUAGUUGCUUGAGAGAGUGUUGGCGUUGUAUAAACUGAGGCACAAAGAACUGAAGCUCCGUUCUUUCUCCCAUCGCCGGAUAGGAUGUAAACACUCCCGUGGGUCCUGAUCAGGGAGAGCCAUGGAGGAGAAACCCUCAUCCAGGGUUUUAGACCUCUUCUUCUUGAGGCUUCUAAUCAAAUGACAGAAUUGUUGCUCUGUUGCCAUGAUGUCACCCUGGGACUGUGUAUCUGUGUUGAGAUAUUGUGACACGACCAUGUGUGGGAAUGUAUGAGCUUAGCAUGCAAGAUCUGGGGGCAUGGCAGGGUGGUGAGUCUCUGUGUAUCCUGGAAGGGUUAUGUACAUUCUCUGAGCAAAGGUUUAGGGCAACUAAAUUGGUUUUAUGAUGAUGUGAAUCCCAAGAAGAAGACACUGAAAAUUGAUAAAAAAAAUUUGUAAAAGAAUGUACGUUUACAUUGUUUUAGGCUUUUUGCCCCAGGAAGAUGAAACAAAGUGAACCUAACUAUACGCAUAGCUGACUGCAGAAUUGUAUUUGUGUUAUUAUAUGCAUUUUAGUGUAGUUUGGCCAUUCAGUGUAUAAUGAAUAAUAAAGUGGAACAUCCACCAACAAUUUUCAUAUAAAUGUUGAAAGUGAAAGUACAUUUGUUCAAAUUACUGGAAAUAAAUAGUACAAAUAGUGUUUAGCAAGUCUACCAAUUUUGAAGAUUUAUGCUCAUUUUCAAAUGUAUCAUUAGAACAUAGGAGUAACUGAAUUUCCCUUCUCAUUGGAUAAAGUAGUAUCUAGGCAACUUCACACACAAUUUGAUCACAUUGUUUCUGGAGAAUUAUGUUACUCUAGGCAAAAUACUUGAAAAUGCCAAUUUUUAAAUGAUGUUAGCAAACAUUAAAAUAAAUGGGACCAAAAAACCAAUAGCACAUGGGUCUUUAAAGUUAUGAAUAUAGAGACAGGUAAUACUGAUUCAUAAUUAGCUGCAGAUGUAUCCCAAAAUAUCAGACUUUUUACUGAUGGAUUUAACUAAGUGAUAGAAAUACAUUCUCGGAACAUUUUUUUUUUUU